Messenger RNA from Sapajus apella (tufted capuchin), 2103 nucleotides. RefSeq names its product NDUFA4 mitochondrial complex associated like 2 (gene COXFA4L2). The record is from RefSeq and is a predicted model, not a curated record. The transcript has 5 exons. Lineage: Eukaryota; Metazoa; Chordata; Mammalia; Primates; Cebidae. The coding region runs from base 1179 to 1442 and encodes 87 amino acids.
UGUCCCGCUGCUUUUGACCCGCUGUGCAGACAGUGCGCGAAUUGGGAUCCUGGUGCGGUUUAGCGCGCCGAGUCCAGUCCCAGCGGGAUCCCUAAUCUACAGCUAAUGACUCCUGCGGCCCCCCACCCCGCAGGGCCAGUCCUCAUGGUGAGAAAGUGUGGCGGGCGAGGAGAGAACCCGAGGGGUCCUGUGUCCCAGAUCGGCCCCAAGGGCCACGAGCCAGAAACAGUAACCAAAGAUGGAAGGCGGCUUAGAAAUAAGUUCACAAAGACAGGGACUAGAAGCAGCUGAAGGGUCAAGGAGUGGCGGAGAGGCGGAGCAGAGGCAAUAAUGUAACGUUGCCGCUCGGUGAGCGAGGCGGAGGCUCAAGGCCGGAAGAACAGCGGCGGCUCUGGAAAAAGCGCGCGACAGAGCCAGAGGAAGAGGAUGGCUUCCUUGGGCAGCUCCACCUUCACCCUACCCCAGGUAGGCAGAGCAAGCAAGCCUCUCAAGCCCCACUAGGGCCUGACUGUGGCAGAAUAAAUAAACUGGCUUAUUCUAUCCUGAUCCUGAGCCGUCAAUAAGAUACACCUGGUUCUCCCAGCCUCCAACCACGAUUGCAGUCCAACCGACACCUGGAGAAACCACUCAGAACAAGAGGGGCUGGGGCAGCUUUAUGGUGUCGGCCUGUCUCCCUCCUUACCCCACUACACUGAGGAGGAGACAGAACCGGGUCCUCAGGACCCGCUCCUGGACGGCUCCAGGGGUGUCAGGGAAGUGCUGAACAUGCCCUCACUGGCCCUGGCCCCUCCUGGUCCCACCUGUGAAUACUCCACACAUGCAUUUUGUUAAGUGCCUGUCCCAAGGCCAUCCCUCCUCCACAUGGGGUCCUCCUCCUCCUCCAAAUGGGGUCCUAUGCCAAUAAGCCUAUCCCUCAGAUGCCCAAAGCCCCAAGAAUGAUGGCGUCCCUUGGGCCAGGUACAGGCAUCUGGAGGAGAGAGUCAGAGAGCAGAAACCUCUUGGCUCCCAGACAAUUCCCCUCCAGGCUUUAGGCCUGGAAUUGAGAAAGUGAGCUAAGUGGGGGUGGGGCCAGGCUAAGCUGCUCUGGGCUGGGCUGAUCCCUCCCCAGCGGGGGGCGGGACCCCAGAAGGAGGGAGAGGGCAGAGCCAUUGGAGAGGACCAGACAUUGGAAAAGCGACAUGGCAGGAGCCAGUCUUGGGGGCCGCUUGUACCGGCAGAUCAAAAGACAUCCGGGGCUCAUCCCGAUGAUCGGCUUCAUCUGCCUGGGCAUGGGCAGCGCUGGGCUCUACUUGCUUCGACUUGCCCUGAAAAGCCCCGACGUCUGCUGGGACAGAAAGAACAACCCGGAGCCCUGGAACCGUCUGAGCCCCAAUGACCAAUACAAGUUCUUCGCAGUUACCACUGACUAUAAGAACCUGAAGAAGGACCGGCCAGACUUCUAAGCCAGGCUGGGCGGCCAGUGCCAUGCAAACCACGGACAGCCAGCCCACCCACUUCUUCUACUCCUUCCCCAGACCCCUCCCUGCAAACGCCAAGGCGUCGGUCCGGCCACCCUGUCCUGCUCCUGCUUACAAAGGCUGGGUUCCCACGAAGAGGGGAGGCUGCUCCACCCCUACUCUCCUUCCCGACUCCCAGCAGCGGAAGCACCUCUGACCCUCGGCUUGAGUCCCACAUGGGGGAGGGGGAGGCAGGCAGCGCCAGGAGGGGUCGACCAAAAAAACCCAAGCCAGCCCCUCUGCCGUCCCACGGGGCCUCGAAGGGUGUGGCACAGGCUACAUGUUGAGCGUGGUCUACGUGAGCCAACAAGCAGGGGCCUCUGAGUGCCAAGCGACGUGGCGAGGUCCACGUUAGCUUGGGCUCUGGGAGCCAGCCCAGGGGCGGCGCUGCUCAGCUUGGGCUGGUCCAGGGCCUGCCCAGGCUGAGGCACCUCUGCCUCCUGAGGCGCAGCACACUCCUCCCCUGCCCAAGCCUCCCGCCAACAGUACCCCCUCUAGCCCCACACCUGGGCCUCCCCCUGCCAUUCCCCUCCCUUGCUCCCCACUGUCCCCAGGGAUCAAACAGAAGCAGCCGUGGGCAAAAUACAAUUUCAUUUAACAAAUUGAA